Hibiscus syriacus is the source of this 348-nucleotide messenger RNA. Its product is annotated as putative pentatricopeptide repeat-containing protein At1g12700, mitochondrial. The record is from RefSeq and is a predicted model, not a curated record. Gene Ontology annotation, molecular function: protein binding. Lineage: Eukaryota; Viridiplantae; Streptophyta; Magnoliopsida; Malvales; Malvaceae. The coding region runs from base 1 to 348 and encodes 115 amino acids. The transcript has a single exon.
AUGCAGAACAGUGGGUUGGAUCUCAAUAUUGUCUGUUAUAAUAUCCUAAUCGACGGCUUGUGCAAAGCUGGCCAUAUCGAAGCUGCAAAAGAAUUAUUUUGUGAACUCGUGGUCAAUGGUUUGAAACCUGAUGUUUGCACAUAUUUUACUAUUACCAAUGGUUUCUGUAAAGAGAGAUUGCCAGAUGCAGCAUACCAGUUGUUGAGCAUGGGAGAAAAUGAUAGUUUGCCUAAUAUCUGCUGUUAUAAUGUGAUGAUCCGAGUGUUUCUUCAAAACAAUUACAUCUCAAAAGCAGCACAUCUUCAAUUCUUGGUUUUACACAAUCAAUCUCUCUUCAGUCUUCUUUAA